Messenger RNA from Aureobasidium vineae, 1095 nucleotides. Lineage: Eukaryota; Fungi; Ascomycota; Dothideomycetes; Dothideales; Saccotheciaceae. The record is from the annotation of a GenBank genome assembly.
AUGCCUCAUAUACUCAUUACCGGUGCUUCCGGCUUUCUAGGACAAGCAGUUGUCACAGCGAUUCAGAACAUACAUCCAGACUGGACAUUGACGAACUUGGACCUACGACCGCCGCCGGCUCAUCAACCUAACGUGAACUUCAUUCAAGCAGAUAUCACGCAAGCUGCUGAAGUGGAUAUCGCCAUACGCAAAGCCAAUCCUGAUGCCAUAGUCAAUAUAGCUGGAUGGGUGCCCAAUGGCUCUCUGCGAUACAGCAACUCCAAAGCCUUACGAGAUAAAACCUUUGCCAUAAAUCAUCUCGGAACUUUGAACGUCCUAUUUGCAACCCAAAACACAAAAUGCAAAGCAUUCGUGCAUACAAGCAGCUGUACAGUUGUAUCAGACGAUCAAGACCAUGAUUUUCCAAACAUGACAGAGGACUUGCCAAUUGGUCAUGCCACUCUAGCCUAUGGAGCAAGUAAAGCACCAGCAGAACUAGCAGUCCUAGCCGCAAACACCGCCAACUUUAAAACCUGUGCUUUGCGACCAGCAACCAUCAUCGGACCCGGAGACACCUACGGCGUAAUCGCCACCAUGCACACCUGCAUCGCCAAAGGCGAAACACCAUGGAUAAUCGGCACAGGCGACAACAUCUACGACUUCGUAUACAUUACCAAUAUCGCUGAUGCCCAUCUUCUCGCGCUCGAAAACUUGCUUUCAAUAAAGCGCUUUCCCGAGUCUGCGGCUGGUCAUGCCAUGUUUAUUUCUAAUCAGCAACCUGUGUAUUUUCGCGACUUUAUGCUGGCGGUGUGGAAGCAUUUUGAUCAUGUGCCGCCGUUUCAGUUUGUUGUGCCUACGUCUUUGGCUUGGGUUGCCGGGUUGGUGGCAGAGGUCAAAACGUUGGUGUCUGGAGCAAAGGCUAGUACGUUGAGUCGAGGGAGUGUUAGGGAUGCGGUGGGGACUAGAUAUGCUAGUAACGAAAAGGCGAGACGGGUGUUGGGAUAUCAUCCUCGAGUAGACUUUGUGGAUGGCGUUAGGUUGGCUUGUGAGGACUACAGACGGAUCGUGGCUGAGAAGGAGAAGAUGAUUGACGAUGAUAGUUUGAAGACGGGCUAG